CACUCCUGUACCAGACUCGCAUGCAGCUUUCUGGGGGUUCUCAGAUUCCUGUAUGGUGGUAGCCAAGGACUCAUCAUUACAAGGAGCAGCCCCCAUGGCAAGCAGGCAGCAUGGUCCAGGAGACUGGACUGGCACUCAGAAGACAUUGGUUCUCUUUCCAGCUCUGGAAGCCCUUAACUAACCAUGAUGGGGACUGGCUCCAAGAAAAACCCAGAGCCUGUGGUGGCUCCGGAGCCUGUCAGCACUGCGAUGCCUGUGGGCUCCCUGGAGAACGUGACCAACACCACGAGCCUGAGUGACAGCAAGGAGGACCUAUUUGCCAAGCUGAAGGCCAAGUUCAUGAAUGAGCUGAACAAGAUUCCCCUGCCUCCCUGGGCCCUGAUUGCCAUCGCUGUGGUAGGCGGCCUGCUCCUCCUCACCUGCUGCUUCUGCAUCUGCAAAAAAUGUUGCUGCAAGAAGAAGAAGAACAAGAAGGAGAAGGGCAAAGGGAUGAAGAAUGCCAUGAACAUGAAAGACAUGAAAUCAGGAAACCAGAACAAACAGGAGGACGAUGACACGGAGAUGGGCCUGACGGAGGGAGAAGGCGAGGAGGAAGAGAAGGAGCCAGAGAACCUGGGCAAGCUGCAGUUCUCACUGGACUAUGAUUUCCAGGCUAACCAGCUGACAGUGGGCAUUCUCCAAGCGGCUGAGCUCCCGGCGCUGGAUAUGGGCGGCACCUCGGACCCGUAUGUCAAAGUCUUCUUGCUCCCGGACAAGAAGAAGAAAUACGAGACCAAAGUGCAGAAGAAGACCCUCAACCCAGCCUUCAAUGAGACCUUCGUCUUCAAGGUUCCCUACCAAGAGCUGGGUGGGAAAACCUUGGUGAUGGCCAUCUACGACUUUGAUCGCUUCUCCAAGCACGACAUCAUUGGGGAGGUCAAGGUACCCAUGAACACAGUGGACCUGGGCCAGCCCAUUGAGGAGUGGAGAGACCUGCAGGGCGGCGAGAAGGAGGAGCCAGAGAAGCUGGGAGAUAUCUGUAUCUCGCUACGGUACGUGCCCACUGCCGGGAAACUCACCGUCUGCAUCCUGGAAGCCAAGAACCUGAAAAAGAUGGACGUCGGGGGUCUCUCAGAUCCCUAUGUGAAGAUCCACCUGAUGCAGAAUGGCAAGAGACUGAAGAAGAAGAAGACCACUGUGAAGAAGAAGACCCUGAACCCUUACUUCAAUGAGUCCUUCAGCUUCGAGAUCCCCUUUGAGCAGAUACAGAAAGUGCAGGUGGUGAUCACCGUCCUGGAUUACGACAAGCUGGGGAAGAACGAAGCCAUCGGCAAAGUAUUUGUUGGUUCCAAAGCCAGUGGCACGGAGCUGCGGCAUUGGUCCGACAUGCUGGCUAACCCCAGGCGGCCCAUCGCCCAGUGGCACUCCCUGAAGCCGGAAGAGGAGGUGGACGCAUCGCUCGGGAAGAACAAAUAGGAAGCUCCAUAGCCCAGCAUAACCUACGGACAUUCUAAGCGCCCCAGAGCUAUCAAUACCUCAGUUAUGUAACCUUUGGUUUUUGCUUCCAUUUUGUUUUAAGCUGCACUACCGUUUGGCGACUGUGGAAGGGUUUCCAGGCAGUCCUGAGCACUGUCAGGGGAAAUGGUUAAAGACAGGGAUGGGUCUUUUCAUUCUGCAAAGUCGCUUCCUUCCGCUGCAUGUCUCAUCGUUUCUACAUGCUGUUCUUUGAAAGCGUAAAGCCAGCUUCUGCCGCGGGUCCCAGAGGCGCCAGGCCGUGGCAGGGCAUCGUCUUCCUUUCUCUUCAGUUUUACACUGGGACCUUCAAACAUUGUGCUAAGGUGACAGCUGAGCCUGAAAAUGUGAGUUGACCAGAUACACUGUGCUUGCUUUGGGGAUACGUACAGCUGGACUAGGCGGGUCAGUGGAGAAGAGCUGUAAUGAACAUCUGGGCACCUUCGUAUGACUGCUUUGACUCCCAUCAGCCACCCAGAGAAGUGAGAGAGCAGCCUCGUUGGGACUGGAACGUCCAAGGCUCCAUCGAACAUCUUAAGGUUUAAUUUAUUCUGGUGCGACAGGUGCAUUGCUGGGCAUACAGACCCUGAGCUAGGUAGGGUAUUGAACCUUGCAGCCCCCCGUGUGAUUGCCAAAGAAGGGGUGCGGUUAUACUGUGGGUGCAUGUCUUUGAUAACUGAAUGUUCACAAUUCCAAUCUCAGUGCAGGACAGAGCACAAGAGAGUCUUGGUUUUGAAAAACAGCAUCAUGGGAUAUUUAUGCAAACGACCACUGCGAGGCAGGCUUACAGUAGCAGCUGGACUUGAGACAGGCCCACCCAAUCAGGUAGAAUCGAGGUUGAUUUACCAAAAUGAUUGCUUAAAGCCAUCCGUGUAGGCUAAACGACGUCUUAAAUGCAAGCAGCUUUGGGAGGAUUUGCAUACAUGUCCCAUCACGCGUUGCACUACUGUACAUCUUCUGAAGAUGCAUGACCUAAAAGUGUCCAGAGCCAGAUACGUCCAAGAGGAGGGUUUAAAGUACAAGGUCUUCAGAACUCGAAUUGAGAGGCUGGAGCUGGAGUGUUAGUGAGGCAGGUGCAAAUCUCUCCCAGUGUGUCCACCCAUAUGGCUGCAUGUGAGCCAUGCAGUGAGCUGCUCAAAUAUGGCGAUGGAGCUGCGAUGUGACGAGAGAGCUCACUCUAGCCUUCCGGUUGAAGCUGUUCCACUUUAAUUAACUGUUAUUGGGGCCCAGCAAAGUCAGAAGCUGCCUCUAGCUCAGGGGUCUGGGCCAGCCCCUGAGAUGUUGGACAUGCUGGGUUAGUUCCUGCCUCUGCUUGCUGAGAGGAAGAGUCGGUUACAUGCUCUUACCCUUGUCCUUGCCCGUUGACACUAGGCCACUUUCAGUAAGUAUUAGGUGGGCCCAGCCAAGGGUUAGGAUCGCGCUAUGGUCCAGUGGUUAGGGUACUUGCCUGGGUUGUGGGUGAGCCUAGUGCCAGUCUCCCCUCGGCCCCCUAAGAAGAGGUUUGGACAGGGAUUUCCUCUCUCCCAGGUGACUGGGGGUGGGGGGUGGGGUGUCUUUGUUUAAAUCCCAUCUCCUUUGCAGGAGCCAUUGUCUUCGUGGGAGAGGGAGGAGGUUUAAAUAGGAAUCUCCCACCUCUUUGGGAGUGGGGUGGGGGUCAAUCCCUGGCAUGUGGGCCCAUUAAUAUGUAAUCAAAAGUAAAACCAAACCUGCUCCUUCUGUGUCAGAAGGCAGCCUCAAACCAGGAUUGCCUAGAUCCUAGCUGCAGAGCAUAACCAGAAGGCUACAGGAGAACUCAUGGCAGGCAGGUCAUAAUCUCCCCUGGUGAAGUUGUUCCACUUUAUAGUUAUAAUUAAUUCACUAGGUAUUGGGCUACACAGAGACACAAGGGAGCUGUAUUGGAGUCCCUCGCUAGCCCUGUGGUUAGGUGAUUUACCAGGCAGGGUCAGGGUGGAAGUUUGCUAGGGUGCCCGCUGAGUGCUGUGGAGGCAGUGAGCAUCUCAAACCAGGGGGGGUCGCUUUAGAGAAUGUCGUCUGUGCCCAAAACACAGCUGCCUCAUAGAAAUGUUGUGGCUAUAAACUCUGCCAGUGGGGAGUAGGGCACUGGGACCAGGAUCUCCCACACUCCUGCUUGGGUCCUACCCCAAGCCACCGGGCCAGAGAGCAUUGCCUAGCUGAGCACUGUCAAUCUCUCCCAUUGACACUGGGCCAGAGAUCCAGCCCAAGCAGUUGACUUUCUAGCCCAGUAGUAGUGGCCCUCAACUGGGCUGUAUGAGUGUCAGGUUUAAGUCCCUACCUAGCUAUAUGUCUAUGAACUUGUCUAGACUGCCUGAGCCUGGGCAGCAUUCUUACAUGGGAGCGUGUGCCUGCAGGGCUUUGCUUCCUGGCACAAACCAGACCAUGCCCCCAUCUUUUCACACCAGGCAGCACCACCCCUCCAAUAGAGGCCGGGAUGCUCCAGCAAAAGCUGCCAUCAAAUCUGAGUCAGCCUCAAACGUGGCUCUCCCAUGGUCCAGGGCCAAGCCUAACCCUAGGGGAAGCCAGGCCUUGAGGCUCUGGUGCUCACGCUCUUCCCUCUUGAAGUGGUCCCAUGUCAUAGUGUUAACUAGGCAUUGGGCUGAGAGAGGACAAAGGGUAUUUGGGCCUGUCUCAGGGCCCAGAGUUGCUAUAAAGUCUGGGGCAGUGGGGAGUUGUUGGCUAACAGGAAGCCUGCUAAAUGCCAGCCAGGAGCAUACCCGGGGUGAGAGCCAGUGUCUGGCUUCACCAUGAAACCCCUUGAGCUAAUCUCGGUCACUGAAGCCCGUGGGGUGGGUGAGUAGCUGGC
Molecule: messenger RNA, 4312 nt
Organism: Gopherus flavomarginatus (Mexican gopher tortoise)
Lineage: Eukaryota; Metazoa; Chordata; Testudines; Testudinidae
Gene: SYT2
Product: synaptotagmin 2
Exons: 9
Coding region: 184-1455 (423 amino acids)
Biological process (GO): synaptic vesicle endocytosis; cellular response to calcium ion; calcium ion-regulated exocytosis of neurotransmitter
Cellular component (GO): dense core granule; axon; synaptic vesicle membrane
Molecular function (GO): calcium ion binding; phosphatidylserine binding; syntaxin binding
Source: RefSeq, a predicted model, not a curated record